Molecule: messenger RNA, 642 nt
Organism: Salvia miltiorrhiza (redroot sage)
Lineage: Eukaryota; Viridiplantae; Streptophyta; Magnoliopsida; Lamiales; Lamiaceae
Exons: 1
Coding region: 1-642 (213 amino acids)
Source: RefSeq, a predicted model, not a curated record
AUGAAAGGUCGCUGGAAACGUCUUAACGAAAAUGGAAACAAAUGGGUUGCUGCUUGCAGGGAAGCAAAUGCUCGAAGAAGGAGUGGCAUGAGCGACAACGAUGUUGAGAAAGAAGUUCAUUCCAUUUACGAAGCAGGUAGAAAUAAGUUUCUAGACUUUGUUGUAUUUAAUGAAGUUAUGAGUAAACAUCCCAAGUGGAAUGUUCAUGAUAUCACCCAUGUUUUUCGUCGUCAAAGUGAAGAUGUUGAUGACCAGGAAAGUGGUGGCAGUUCGAAAAGAUCAAAGACUUCGGAAGAUGGGGGAUUUUCUAUCCCUUCUAAUCCAGAAACUCCAACAUCUGAACAGUCAACUGCGACUUGUCCCAUUGGAAGAGAUAAGGCAAAAAGGAGAAAAGGUAAGGUCUCACAAUCUGAAUCUACUCAUGAAUCUGCUGUUGCUGCAGAACUUCGUGCAAUGAGACUUACUAGAGAUGCGGAAGCUGAGUUAAUAAAGACUCGAAUCGAACUGGAGCGCGAGAAGUUGCAAAGAAACGCAAUGAAGAUGAAAGAAAAAAUGUUGCUUCAAUUGUUGGUGAAAGAUCACUUAUCUCUAGAAGACGAAGAGAUGAAACGUCAACUAACUAAAAUUGUGUUUGGAGAGUGA